GCCUAUCUUGAGAAAACUAACCGGGACCUAUCAUAAUAUUAAAAGCACUGGUUUUAAAAUAGUUUUUGCGAGGAAAACAGAAUUUUUCCGGUCAUUACUCUACGUUUGCUAUUUCCCAAAGGUUGUUCACGCCGUUGAAAGUUGUCCAUUUGUAUUGUGUGUGGCAAACCGACGUCAAAUGACACGUUUAGACCGGUUAAAGCGGUAAUUCCUGUAAAGGGUCUUAUCUCGAGUUUUGUGAAAAAAGCUCAAUAUAGAUAUUUAAUAAAAAUUUCAGACGCGUCUUGAAGAUUUCUGUUGGCAAAGCGCGUUAAGACGCGUCUGAACGCAUCUUACAAUGGCGCGUUUAGACGCGUCUGGCAGAUUUCUGUUGGCAGAGCGCGUUUUUUUAAAUAAAAAGUGCCGGAUGCGUCUGAACGCGUUUCUUCCAAAAGAAACGCGUCAAAAUGCGUCUUUUCAGACGCAUUGAAUUUACAUGGGAAGACACAUUGACGGGCAAUUGCCCGUCCUGGAAAAAACUAUCAAGCCCAAUAAGUAGUUAUUGCCCUCUGAAGAAUUAUAUUUCGAAUUAUACUUUUUUUUUUGAGUUUUUUUCUAUACUUUGUGCAUACGCUACUCUAAAACAUUUAUUGCCCCUCCUAAAAACUUUUUCCCGGCUCGCCCAUAGGAAGACCAACUUGAAUAUUGUUUCGAAAUAAAAUUUAGUGGAAAUAUAAUAACUAUUUACGGAGGAAUCUUCGCAAGUGCCGGACGCCUUUCAAACUGAUAUUUUGCUCACAAGUAGACCUUGAGAAAGUAUGAGAAACGCGAAAAGGAUUUGUCCCCACAGACGUUCUUUUUGAAUUAUGAUCGUUUUUCUGUUUUUUCUAACCUGUGGCAAUGUGUUUUUAGAAAAUCCAAUGAAUGUCUUUCGAUUUGAAAUUUUGUCAAUAGAUAGGUCUAAAUGACCGAAAACGAUCAAAAUUCAGAAAGAUAGGUCUGUAGGGACAAAUCCUUUUCGGGUUUCUCAGUCAAUAUCAAGCAAAUUUGUUUCUCUAGACUUUUUUGUAACGAUUAUCGUUUUCUCUUAACAGACUUAUUUUUUGUCCUCAAUGCAAGAAAAGUCAAUUUCAAAGUAGAAAUUUGAUCCAAGUCAGAGAUAAUAGCUGCCAGAAAAGCAUCUUUAUAGUCUCGCCUAUUUUACUUUGAAAAAUUCACUUUAUGAAAGAAAAUCUUUGCACAGAGCACUCGACAAGAAGCAAUGAUGUUUUGGCCACUUCCUCAACAUUAUUUGUCGCACAGCGGUUGUCGAACGGAGCAUUUUUUAUUCUUCUCUUUCAGACAAACUACACCGUCAAUAUUAUUUCUGCGUUGGUUACUUUCACUUGAUGUUGGAUUAUUUUUUACGAACGAUGCCUCUUAAUGUGCACAAUAACAGAAAGAAAAAGAGUAAAAAGGUAAACUGAAUUGAUUAUCGUCACAUCUUAUUGAUAGAAGGCGAAGGUAAAAUGUUGUUUUAUUCACUACAACCAAGACAGUAUUGAUACAACGACAGCGAGGAACAGAGGAGGCAGAAGAACAGAUAUCACUGUUUCACUAUUAAAACAAAGAUAAGUUGGCGAUAGAAACUCGGCAGAGUUUUUGACCAGUAACAUGCUGCUUUGCCAAAUCUUUUUAAUUUCUAGAAACCGAGAUGGUAGAACCGAACGAGCACAUAUCACUAUAUGUUGUGUGUAGAUUAGCCCGUUUUGUGACAGAUCUCGUGUUAGACAGCUUUCGGUCAUGCUCGUCUUGUCGGACGCCAGAAUCACAAGAUCCAGUAAACUGUCUGAUAACUCAUCGUCGACAGCUCCGACAUAUACUCUUAUUGUUGGCUGACUCUUUUAUUUAUCCUUCUCAAUUGAUGUUUUUUUUAAAAUGCAUAGCUCUGAUUAUUGGGAUCAUGACUUUGUCUAUUUGUCUCUUAGGAAUGGACCAGCAAUCAAACAAUCAUCCUGCAUGCCGAUUUCGAGCAGGUCAGAUAUAAAGAUCCAUAUUGAUACGAUUGAGAGCUUAUUGAUCCAUCUCGGAAAACUUUUCAUUGACGCAUUUGAGAUAAUCAAUCUAUUGCAAAGGAAUGUGUAUUUUUAGACAAGCCAUGGCUUAAUCGUCAGUAUCGGAACAGGUUGAUCGUGAAGCCCGACGAACUCGAGAAAAAUAUGCAAGGUCCUACCGACGAAAUCAAUAGUGAUCUACUUGAUCGUAUCCAAGGUUCAAUGACAGGAAUGGCUUUGGGUGAUGCUCUCGGUGCUUUUGUGGAAUUUCGACCUCGUCAAUUUUUAGUCGAUAAUCCAGUGAAGAAUCUGCAGGGAGGAGGAACCUGGGGUCUCCAAAAAGGACAGUUCACCGACGAUACUUCUAUGGCUCUUUGUCUGGCUAAUUCAUUGAUAGCUCGUCGAGAUUUUGUUCCUUACGAUCAGCUAGUUCGUUACAAAUGGUGGUUCAGAGAUGGUUAUAUGUCCUCUACAGGGCAAUGUUUCGAUAUUGGUUCGGCCACCAAACAGUCCCUGAUUGAAUUUGAAAAUCGCCAAAAAGGAUUUGCUAAGAAACAUCAUAUUCCUCCCGAGCAAAUGGAUUUUCUCUCCGAUUUUGAUCUUCUUGGAGAGUUUAACGUGUACUGCAGUAGAGAAGGUGUAGCCGGUAACGGAGCCCUAAUGCGACUCGCUCCUGUACCGCUGUUCUUCCAGAAACAUCCUCUCAAAGCUGUCGCAUUCUCGGGUUUUAGCGGAGUAAUUAGCCACGGUGAUCGGGUUGCCUUCGAUGCAUGUCGUUACUAUGGUGCUCUAAUUGUCGCGGCUGUCCAUGAUCUGACUAAAAACGAACUGCUCGACAAAAAGUUUUACCUUAAACAUGAGGAUUUAUUCAGUAAUAUACCAGUCCAUCCAGACAUUAUGAAGAUUGCUGAGGGAUCCUAUCAGAAGAAAGGUGGAUAUGAUAAAGGCAUUCGAGGCAAAGGAUACAUCGCCAGUGCUCUGGAAGCCGCUUUAUGGGCAUUUUGGUCCGAAGAUUCAUUCGAAAAAGGGGCUCUUGCUGCUGUGAAUCUCGGUGAUGACACUGACACAACCGCGGCCAUUUAUGGUCAAUUAGCUGGCGCCCACUAUGGUUACAAUAAAUUGCCUAAACAAUGGCUGCAACACUUGUACGCUCAUGAUUUUAUUCAAUAUUUGAGCAAGUGGAUAGGUUACGAAGGACAGAGCUGGAAACCAGAGGGGACAUACAUUUCGGCUAUUCCUCCUUUAGCUUUCCAACCGCAGUCUAAUGCAGCCAGCGGCUCAUCUUGCGAGCAGAGGGAAAAUUGGACUGGACAGCCAACACAUAUGCAGACAUCAAAUUCUCAAUCAAAAACGCUGCAGUUUUCUGAAACGUGCUCUUUAGUCAAUCAGAAACAUAAAUCGAAUCCUAAUGCCGCUGCCCAGAUGUCAUUUUCUAUAGGACCAAAUUCAAAAUUGGAAUCGACUACAGGAUCAGCAUAG
This is a messenger RNA of Didymodactylos carnosus, 3491 nucleotides long. NCBI's taxonomy places the organism in Eukaryota, Metazoa, Rotifera, Eurotatoria, Philodinida, Philodinidae. The record is from the annotation of a GenBank genome assembly.